Messenger RNA from Closterium sp. Naga37s-1, 1131 nucleotides. NCBI's taxonomy places the organism in Eukaryota, Viridiplantae, Streptophyta, Zygnematophyceae, Desmidiales, Closteriaceae. The record is from the annotation of a GenBank genome assembly.
AUGUACGCGGGGUUGGCGGGAUUGGAGGGGCUGGGGGGGCUGACAGGAAGCACGUACGCGGGGCUGCUCGCCACGGGGUCGGAACACGGCGGGGGGGGCGGCGGCGGAGCUGGGGGGAACAAGGCGCAAAACGCAGCGGCCAUGAGAGCGAUGCAAGCAGCCAAGCUCCGAGCCUCCAAGACAGCUUUGGAGCGACACGACGUGGAAAUCAUAGGCUCGGGACCGGAGCUGCUGGUGUUCUCGCACGGCUUCGGAUUCAACAAGAACGUGUGGAGCGGCUUGAUCAAGGCACUGGACAAGACUCGCUAUAAGAUUGUUCUCUACAACGUCACAGGCGCCCUUGGCACGGACUACGACGCAUUUGACUACCAGCGCUACAGCACACUGCAUGGCUUCACGGACGACCUGCUGCUAUUGCUGCACGAGCUGGGCGUCGAGGGGAGGGAGCGCGGGCAGCAGUGCACGGUGGUGGGGCAGCAGCAGGCGGGCAUGGUGGCGCUGCUGGCAUCACUGGAACGCCCCACGCUCUUCAAGCGCAUCGUGCUGCUCAGCUCCUCACCCCGGCUAUUGGGAGCAGAGGGGUAUGAAGGGAGCUACGCACUAGAGGAUCUGGAUCAGGUGUUUGGCAUCAUGCAGGGCAACUUCAAGCUGUGGGUGCGCAACUGUGCACCGGUGCUGACAGCAGACGACAUCAAGGCGGGGCACGUGAGGGAGUUUGUGCGCCCGCUCUUCCUGCUGCGACCCGACAUUGCGUUCAGCUUCCUCAAAACCGCCUUCGCGUGUGACGUGCGCGACAUUCUCCCAAGGGUGAGUGCUUAUGCUGCACGUGAGGAAGAUGAAUGGAUGGUUCACAUGCUGUUCUUCUCCGGGGAGCCUACAGUUCCCGAGUCUGUCAUGCAAUACAUGCUCAAGACCAUACCGAACGCAUAUGGCGAACUCCUUCCGACAAGAUCGCUUCAAGAUUCUCCCGAAGUAGUUGCAAAUUCUUUAGAGAAGCACCUAAGCAUGCCGCUGCGGGAUCCCUUUGGCCAUUCUAGUCGGAGAAUGAUGAACACUCGCAUACCGUUGCCGUCUCAAGAAGAAGGUGAAGAAGGCGAUGAUGGUGGGGAGACCCGGGAGGAUAUACUUUGA